Messenger RNA from Odontomachus brunneus, 1647 nucleotides. RefSeq names its product lipid droplet-associated hydrolase (gene sturkopf). Lineage: Eukaryota; Metazoa; Arthropoda; Insecta; Hymenoptera; Formicidae. Gene Ontology annotation, biological process: lipid storage. The transcript has 3 exons. The record is from RefSeq and is a predicted model, not a curated record. The coding region runs from base 182 to 1120 and encodes 312 amino acids. Gene Ontology annotation, cellular component: lipid droplet. Gene Ontology annotation, molecular function: lipase activity.
AUAUCUCUGACCGCUACCGUUGCUCCCUCCUUUCAACGUGCAAUUAUGGAAUCCUGUUAUAGUAGCCUUCAGACAUUUCGCCUGAUAGUGGAUGACAAGACAAAAAUUUUAACAAAUUAUCCACUUGCACAGUCAUUCCAGUUCUUCAGAAACAGAGAAACGUAAAACAACGUGUGCCAAAAUGCGGCAAGCGAUGGUAAAUUGUAAUCAGGUACAGACUGAGGUGAUAUCAGAGGGCCGGUGGAUAGAGGAAGAACCUUUACCUCAUUCCACCAAACAAAUAGUGCUCGUUAUAACAGGAAAUCCGGGUGUCCCUGGAUUCUACGAAAAUUUUAUCAAGGCAAUCAACUCGAAACUUUCAUUCGACACUCCUGUGUGGAUCAUCGGUCAUGCUGGACAUGUGCAACCCCCAGAGGAUCUAGCAAUUGCUAUGCCCACUAAUAAGAAGUGGCGAGAUCACUAUAGUUUGACAGCUCAAGUUCAGCAUAAGGUGGAAUUCAUAAAGACAUACGUUCCUGAGGAUGCUGAGCUACAUCUUAUCGGACAUUCCAUAGGUGCUUGGAUUGUACUUAAUUUGCUGAAAGACCAUGACAUCAAUAAAAGAAUAAAGAAGUGCUACUUAUUAUUCCCAACGAUAGAAUAUAUGGCAGAGACUAAUAAUGGCUGGAUCUUUCAUAAUAUUAUAUCACGUGUGGCACCACUAUGGAUCUUCUUAUCUUGGAUCUUUACAACAAUAUUUCCAUCAUUUCUGCAGACAUGUUUCAUAAGUAUUUUCAGCUUCUUUAAUGGCAUUCCAACAAGAUAUAUCAAGACAAUACAGAAAAUGCUGAAUCCAAAAGCUUUGUAUAGAAUAAUUAAUCUCGCAGUAGAGGAACUCAAGUAUGUUAAAGAGGCUGACCAUGAGACCAUAUCAAAAUACAGUGAUAAACUUUGGUUUUAUUAUGGCGCUUCUGAUGGUUGGGUCCCAAUUAAGUACUAUAAAAACAUGAUCUCAAAACAUCCCAAUCUCAAUGCUCAAUUAUGCCAGCGUGGUUUCAAACAUUCCUUUGUACUGAAAAACGAUAUGGACAUGGGCCAUAUUAUUGGAGACCUCAUCAACAAUAGCUGCCUUAAAGAUUGAUAUUUCUCAUUAGAGAAUUAUUAAUUUUUAUUAUUUUUUUUUCUCUGUUACAUGGUUGUGAACAUUGCAUUUCAAAUUACUUGAGUAUUUUUUUUUAUUAGAAUAAUUUAAUAUAUAAGAAUAUUAUUGUAUUUUAUUGGUAUUAAUAUUUAUAUUAUUUUUUUAUAUUAACCAGUAAACACAUGAUGAUACAAAGUAUCAUCCAUAUUACAAUGUCAGCUCAAUCAUAUAGUAUAUUAUGUAACUGUUUGUUAUAUAACAAAGUAAAAGUUACAUAAUAUGAUAAUACCAUAUGAUUGAGCUGACAUUGUAACAUUGAUGAUAUUUUGUGUUUACCGGGACCUUAUAUUUUGUGUAAGAGCAAACCAAUAGUCUGUAGUAUUUAAAAGAUAAAUUUGCAAUAUAAUAUAUAAUAUAAUGCAAUAUAAUAAAUAUUGGAUUAAAAAUGUAUUAUCAUUAUUUUAAUACAGUCAAUAUAUAUGCAAAUACUUUAGUACAUUUUAAUUCACUCAAUAUACUAGAAUAUG